AGGACUCUGGCUUUCUGUGGUUGCCUCAUUUCCCAGCAGGGGAGAGGGCAGGCUGAGCCCUGGCUCCUGCUUCAGCCAAGAAGUGCCUACCAUGGACCUGGUGCUGAUCCUCCAGCUGCUGACUCUCUGGCCUGUGUGUCACGCAGACAUCACUCCAACUGUUCCCCCGGCCUCAUACCCUAAGCCGUGGCUGGGGGCCCAGCCAGCUGCAAUUGUGACCCCUGGAGUCAAUGUCACCUUGAGGUGCCGGGCACCCCAGCCCGCCUGGAGGUUUGCACUCUUCAAGUCUGGAGAGAUGGCUCCUGUGCUUUACCGGGAUGUAUCUGCAGAGCUGGUGGAGUUCUUCCUGGAGGAAGUGACUCCAGCCCAGGGAGGCAGUUACUGCUGCUGCUACCGGAGGUUAAGCUGGGGGCCAGGUAUCUGGUCCCACCCCAGUGAUGCCCUGGAACUGCUGGUGACAGACGAGCUGCCGCGCCCGUCGCUGGUGGCGCUGCCCGGGCCGGUGGUGGCGCCCUGGGCCAACGUGAGCCUGCGCUGCGCCGGCAGCGUGCGGGGCAUGAGCUUCGCGCUGUACCGCGUGGGCGUGGCGGCCCCGCUGCAGUACCGCGACUCGGCGCAGCCCUGGGCCGACUUCCCGCUGCUCGGCGCCCGCGCGCCGGGCACCUACAGCUGCUACUACCACACGCCCUCCGCCCCCUACGUGCUGUCCCAGCGCAGCGAGCCGCUGGUCAUCAGCUGGGACGGCUCAGGCUCCUCGGACUACACCCAGGGCAACCUCGUCCGCCUGGGGCUGGCCGGCCUGGUCCUCAUCUCGCUGGGCACACUCGUCGUUUUCGACUGGCGCAGCCAGUUUCGCGCCCCUGGUAGAGUCUGGGCCUGAGUCCCAGAGGACAGAGAACACUUCCCAGAGAGGGUGGAGAAGAAGCUGGGACCUCUUGAAUUGGACCGGCCCUUCCAGGAACCCCACAGCCCUCUCCGCUGAGCCCAGCUUCCCGACUAAUAAUAGUAACCUUUACACCACGCCCUCGACCUUCCUUUCGGGUCAUUUCUCCAGGACCUCCCAGGUCAGUGAAAGGCACUAUCCGUGGUUAAGGCUUCCUAGCCAGAAGACCUGAGUUCGAAUCCCAGUGCUGCUGCUCACUCCCUGUGGGAUAUCAGGAAAGGGACCCUUCCCAAGCCUCGGUUGCCCUGUCUGCAAAAUGGGAGCACUGGUAAUACCCAUUUCAAAGGGUUGCUGUAGGCUUAAGUAGACAAUGAACGUGAAGCGUUUAAAACCGUGACUGACUCAUAGUAAAUGCUCAAUAAACGUUGCCUGCGAUGUAACAGCGAUUUCGACCAAACUCAUAGAA
This is a messenger RNA of Camelus dromedarius (Arabian camel), 1349 nucleotides long. RefSeq names its product osteoclast associated Ig-like receptor (gene OSCAR). The record is from RefSeq and is a predicted model, not a curated record. NCBI's taxonomy places the organism in Eukaryota, Metazoa, Chordata, Mammalia, Artiodactyla, Camelidae. The coding region runs from base 92 to 880 and encodes 262 amino acids. Gene Ontology annotation, molecular function: collagen receptor activity. Gene Ontology annotation, cellular component: plasma membrane. The transcript is spliced from 5 exons.